This is a messenger RNA of Hermetia illucens (black soldier fly), 3847 nucleotides long. RefSeq names its product ran-binding proteins 9/10 homolog (gene RanBPM). Lineage: Eukaryota; Metazoa; Arthropoda; Insecta; Diptera; Stratiomyidae. Bases 163 to 1971 code for a protein of 602 amino acids. Gene Ontology annotation, biological process: cell surface receptor signaling pathway; cytoskeleton organization. The record is from RefSeq and is a predicted model, not a curated record. The transcript is spliced from 12 exons. Gene Ontology annotation, molecular function: protein binding. Gene Ontology annotation, cellular component: cytoplasm.
UCCUCUCGCAAUAGUGUGCGGGAAUCUGUCCACCGCGAGCAGGAAGCAGUCGAGAGCAGACUUCGAAAUCAACUUUUCAUCGAGAUUGGCACAGUCAGAAGCGAAGAGAAAAGUGUGGAAAAGAUCGAACGGAAAAGCGCAGAAAACGGGAGAAUUUCCUAAAUGGCCGACAAUAAAGUGAACGUGGAACUCGGUGACGUUGAAAUAUGUGAUACGAAUCUGUGUCGGAACAAGCGGACGGGUCGACAUACGCAUCACAAUUCGUCGCAGUCGUCGUCAUCGUCGCAGCAGCAGCAGCCCGUCGUCGAUCGGCUGAAGCUCCUGUACCCAAACGUCAACGAGGCGGACACUCCGCUGCCGCGAGCGUGGAGCACCCAGGACAAGUGCCAUGCCAUCGGGCUGUCGCAGAACAAUUUGCGUGUGCACUACAAAGGAGCUGGAAAAUCUCACACAGAUGCAGCAUCAGUGCGGACAGAUCAUCCGAUUCCAGCCGCCUGCGGUCUCUACUACUUUGAAGUUAAAAUCAUCUCAAAAGGAAAGAAUGGAUACAUGGGCAUCGGUCUCACAUCACAAAAUUUCAAAAUGAAUCGUCUGCCAGGUUGGGAUAAGCAAUCAUACGGAUAUCAUGGCGAUGAUGGAAAUUCAUUUUGUUCAUCGGGCAACGGACAGUCAUACGGUCCAACUUUCACAACUGGUGACGUUAUCGGAUGCGGCGUGAAUAUGUUAAAUAAUACUUGUUUUUAUACAAAGAAUGGACUCGAUUUGGGUGUUGCUUUUCGUGAUCUUCCAAUGUUGCAGACCAAACUAUAUCCGACAGUUGGUCUACAAACACCUGGCGAAGAAGUCGAUGCAAAUUUCGGACAAGAACCAUUUCAGUUCGACCAGAUUGAAGAUAUGAUAAAACAGAUGCGUGCUGAAGCAGUAGCUAAUAUUCAUAAUUUCCCAUUGCCACAUAAUCAAGGAGAAUCUGUUGCUUUAAUUAAUAAUUUGCUUUCUUUCAGAAUGGUUUCAUCAUACUUAGUUCAUAAUGGCUACAGCAGUACUGCAGAAUGUUUUGCUAAGACAACUGGCCAAGAUAUAAACGAGGAACUUUCAUCAAUAAAGACUCGACAAAAAAUCUUAAAAUUAGUUAUGUCCGGUCGGAUGGGACAAGCAAUAGAGCAGACUCUGCGCACGUAUCCAGGCCUGCUGGAAAACAACCAGAAUCUGUUGUUUAUGUUAAAAUGUCGGCAAUUUGUGGAAAUGGUAAACGGUUCAGAUAUUGAGUGCCCUCCCAACUCAAAAUCUAGUCCAGUUCAAACGUCUGUUAUUCAAUCAACGAAGUCAUAUCAAAAUGGCUCAUCGACAAAUAAUGUGAUAGGUGACGGCGUGCAAGAUAAUCAAGACAUGAAAAAUUCCGAAAAUUUUUCGCCUGUGAAUAGUGAUUCAAAUAGAAGCCACGAUCUCGAAAUAAACUCACAUAACGAUUAUAUGAAUGAUGUCGAAAUGGAAAAUGGUCACAUAGCGAAUGUGCACUUUGGAAAUGGUUUCAAGGAUGGAGAUGGUGAUAAUAAUUAUGUUAACUCACUAGACACAGAUGAAGAUAUGGAAGUUGAUGCUCCAUCACGUAAGCCUGGUGCUGGUUUCGAAAGAAUAUUAGAAUUCGGCCGGGAAUUAUUUCAAAUGGGUCAACAGUUAGAAAAAGAAAAUCGAAUGAACGAUAACGAUAGAAAGAUGUUGGAGGAUGCAUUUAGUUUAAUAGCAUACUCAAAUCCAUGGUCAAGUCCACUUGGCUACCAGUUAUGUCCUUCAAAAAGAGAACCCGUUUGUUCGGCUCUUAAUUCGGCCAUAUUAGAAUCAAUGAAUUAUCCGUGGCGGCCACCAUUAGAAAUAUGCAUAGCACAUGCAUACGAACUCCUUAGAUUAAUGGCUAAUUCAUCACUAGGGCAAAGUGCAUUCGUCAGUAUCGAAGACAUUUAUCCAAAACAUUGACCAUGCUCAUAUUCUUCAAAUCUUCUAUUUGCCACAGUUAUUUAAGCUUAAUAAUUAUAUUAUCUAUUUUCUGUUUUUUUUUUUUCUUUAUUUUUCUCCUCCUACUCCCAUCAUUUUAUCAUAUAAUUUCUCCCAAAAUCGUUCGUAAUUAAAUGAAUAUUAUUUGUUAAGUGUAAAAGAAAGAAAUCAAUUACAAGAGAAAACAAUAGAUUACAUAACAAAGUGCAAGAAAGGAUUAAAACCACAUUAACCGCGUGCAGGCAAGAACAACUAAAAACUAAACCCUCGAACUAAAGAUCCGAUCUUUUUUCCAAUGAAGUAUUCAAACAGAAUAAAUAAUGUAAAUAGAUGAAAUUUGUUGUGACCGGAUGAUAUAUAAUUGAUGAUUAUUUUUAAACAAAAUAUACAACAAUUUUUACAAUCUCUAGUAAUGUAUGAUGCAAGACAGCAAUAGUAAAAUUACAACAAUUUGAAAACAAACGGGAACCCAUCUUGUGGGCUCGGGUCAGAGAUCAUAGACAAACAAAUAAACGAAAUACAAAAGCAAAGAAACAUGUAAUUGCGAGCAAUGAGACACGACGAUGACGGCGGCUGGUGUGAGCAUUGGGAAAAAUAAAAAAGAAAAAUAAAUUAAGGAAUCUUAUUUUGUAGAAGAAUACACAAUACGCGUUUUUAUAAAUAAUACAACAUUUACUAUUAAUAUAUAUUUUUGAUUAGCUAUUACAGUGUAAGUUUCAAUGUUAAGUUUACGGAGAAACAGCUGAAUCGGUUUGUAGAGAUAUGACGUUUUUUUUUUUUCGAAUCGUAUAAGAGGACAUACUAAGAUGAUAUAUUAAAAACAAAAAAUAUCGACAAAGAAAUAUUUAUGGUGAAGAUUUCACUUGUUUUAUUUAGAUCUUGAUCAGUUGCGCUUUCCAAUUUUUUGGAAACGAUAGAGCAUGAGUCUUCGUGAGUCUAUUCAAAUCAUGGUGGUGAGAGAGGCGUUGAGUGGAGGUGCUAGUUUCAGUGAGAUAUUUCGAGCGGGAUCAAUAGGGCAGUGAUUAUUGGUUCAACUCAUUCAAUGUCGCUUUGUCCCAUAUCGGACGUUGGUCUCUCUUCAACUAUUCUUCUAAUUUAAUGCUAUUUAUUUUGGCUUCAUCCAAGAUGCAAAGAAGCUCUGUUGAGCCCGCAGCAAUCGCUCUUCGCUCACUCAACGCGCUGAGAUAUUUCUAUGACUGCUUUAUUCAUAAUUGGUAAAUUGAAAGAUCUCUUCGAUCUCCGUUAUCACUUCAAAAUGUGUUCAUGUAUCAGAAUUAUCAGAUUUGUAGAAUAAACUGUUUGAAAAAGUGAUAGACGGAUUAAUUCAGAUGAAUAGGGUUUAGGGUGUUAACACAUCGUUCGUAUCAGGUGUGCUUAGUAUCUCAUCUUUUUGUCGUUUUUACAUAAUCGUAGAAUGUCCCGCAGGCUUUCUUCUCAUGUGGGACUAUCGAAUAAUGAAUUUCGACAAAAUCUAUGUUUUUAGUAAUUAUUAGCAACUUUUAAAAGGUCUCUCGUUUUUCUCUGUAAGUUACAGAUCUAAUCAUGCUAAUUAUUCUAAUUCAGAAUUUUUUUUGAAUAUGAAAAAUGUAAUGAGAGGUCGAGCAUGUUUUUUUUCGAAUGUAAGGAAGUUUCAAUGUUGUUACUGAAUUAAUUGCGACUCCAAAAAAAGAAAAUAAUGCCUCUUACUUUUCUAACAUUUCUUUGCAUUCGUGUUCGAAAUUUUUCAAGUUUAAAAGAUAUUUAUAGUUUCUCGUAUGGACUAAACUACAAAAUAAUUCAUAAUGUGUUCGUUAUUAGUUUAACAGUUUGUUUUACGUACGUAAUUAGUUUUUAUUGUAAUUACAUGACUUCCAUGUUA